AUAUAAUCAUUUGGUUUUCUUAUUUUGUUUUUUUGUAGGUUGAUGAAUGGCAUCACCGAGUACGAUCAAAAACUAAAAUCACUUCCAAGAUUUAUGCUGAUUCGCCAGCAUUCACCAAAGAAAUAUGAUUGGAAUUCAAUUUUAAUUUUCUCAAUAGUUUAUUAUAUUACAACGGCAUUUACUUGUGUUAUAUUAUGGCCACCAAAUACUAUUAACUUCGUUGUUAUAACCAUGUAUUUUUUUCGGAUAGAAUACGUCUUGGACGUUGCUGUAUGUUUUUCGACAUACUUUUUCCUAAAACAAUUAGAGUAUAGAUUUCAGACGUUGAAUGAGUCCUGGAAAUAUCUUCUUCCCGGAUUUCUCCCUUUUCCUGAGGAAUGGACACGUUCCAUAACAGGAAUGACACUGGAUAAAAUACGUUUGUUACACGCUGAACUAUCGGACUUAUUAAGAUUAUUCAGUAUGGGUUUCGGACAAAUACUAUUAGGAUUUUUUGUAUUUAGUUAUAUCGAUAUGCUACUUCAAUUUUAUUAUUUUAUUAAUUUCAAUGACAAGAAAACAGAAAAAUUCAGUUUUUUAUAUUUUCUAAGAAAGACAGUGCCUCACAUUUUCAACCUAAAAAAUGUCAUAUUGAUUUUAACUAUUAUCAUUGCUGCAUCAAAUGUUCAUGAAAAGAAACGGAAGAUGAUUUCAAAUUUACGAUUAAUAAGGAUUUCAAAUUUAUCGGCAAACAUAAAAAUUCAAGUUAAAAUGUUUAUGAAUCAAAUAACAGUUUUUGAAUCUAGUGAAAUCACUGCUUUUGGAAUCUUCAGUAUAAAUUUGAAUCUUGUAAUAUCAAUACUAAUAUUACUUAUCACUGGUAUAGUAACAUUAAUACAAAUGAAGAAUCAUCCAAUGAUAUUGCAAUCAAAUCAAAAUGUACAGAAGUUUUUGUUAGGUAUUUAUAAUUUAACAAUUAAUUGAAAAUGUAAUAAAUUGUAGGUAAGAGCCAUACUUUACAAACUAUGAU
Molecule: messenger RNA, 1009 nt
Organism: Myzus persicae (green peach aphid)
Lineage: Eukaryota; Metazoa; Arthropoda; Insecta; Hemiptera; Aphididae
Exons: 4
Coding region: 43-963 (306 amino acids)
Biological process (GO): sensory perception of taste
Cellular component (GO): membrane
Source: RefSeq, a predicted model, not a curated record